Messenger RNA from Epinephelus fuscoguttatus (brown-marbled grouper), 3879 nucleotides. RefSeq names its product RAB11 family interacting protein 4 (class II) b (gene rab11fip4b). NCBI's taxonomy places the organism in Eukaryota, Metazoa, Chordata, Actinopteri, Perciformes, Serranidae. Gene Ontology annotation, molecular function: calcium ion binding. Gene Ontology annotation, biological process: endocytic recycling; regulation of cytokinesis. Gene Ontology annotation, cellular component: endocytic vesicle; midbody; cleavage furrow. The transcript has 14 exons. The coding region runs from base 392 to 2146 and encodes 584 amino acids. The record is from RefSeq and is a predicted model, not a curated record.
UCUCACUGUGUGAAUGCAAGUCAGCCGGCGAACCAGUCAGCGAGAGAGGGAAAGUGUGUGAGUGUGUGAGGUGCAGAGUCUGUGCUUGUGUCUGUGUGUGUUUGUGUGUGUGAGUGUGUGUGUGUGACUGUGUUACAGAGAGAGAGAGAGGCAGUCUCUGUCGGUGUAAGAGAAGCCAGGCAGCCGGUGCAGUGUUUUAAAGUGAACGAUACAUCCUGCUCCGCUCCUCUGCCUCUCUUUGGACUAUACCACUAACAGGGACUCACCCUUUGGACUAUCCCGACGCUUCCUCCUCCUCUUGCCUUUGAAGGGAACACCUGUGUGUGCCGUGUGCCGUGUUUGUGUGUGAGCCAAGACAACGGACUUAGCCCCGGUGAUCAGGGAACAGUGGAUGACUUCAGUUGAUGAGGGUUUUGCUGGCGGAAAGACGGGGACUGCUGACCAUGGACUCCCCUCACUAGUAAACGGGGGUGGUGAGGAGGAGCGGCCGUGUCCGGUCAUCAUGUGCACGCGGGCCUAUCCUGACCCCGUCCCUGAGUGCCAGCUGUUCCCGGGAGAGGUGGAGGAGCCUGAGGAGGAGGUGGCAGACGAGGGCAGGGAGAGGGAAUCAGACAGAGACAGUGCAGUGGAAAGUACCCAAGGGUCAGACACCUCUGACGGGCUGAUCAGACCUGGAGACAAGGAAGACUCACUGGGAGAUCUCUUUUUCCCCGGGGAGAAGUGUGGUCAGACCAGCAUCUCAGUGACCUCUGACUUAUCUACACGUUCCUCAGCUUCUCUGAACGAGGAGCAGUUUGAGGACUACGGAGAAGGGGAGGAACCAGACUACACUCCCAGCAGCCCCUGCCCAGACGACGAGACUCGGACCAACGGGUACUCAGACCUCGGCUCAUCUGUUCCUUCCAGUGCGGGCCAGACUCCUCAUAAGGUGCGUCAGCAUUACACCGGUGAACUGAUGGAUGUCUACUGUUCCCAGUGCAGCAAAAAGGUCAACCUCCUAAAUGACCUGGAGGUUCGCCUCAAAAACCUCAAGGCUAACAGCCCCAACAGGAAAAUCUCCAGCACUGCUUUUGGAAGGCAGCUGCUUCACAACAGCAACUUGAGCAGCAGUAACGGCAGCACGGAAGACCUUUUCCGAGACAGCAUUGACUCCUGUGACAUUGAUAUCAAUGAGAAGGUGACGUCUCUUGAGAAGAAGGUGGCAGAGCUUGAGAAUGAGAUUUUGAUGAACGGAGAUCUCAAGUCCAAGCUGAAGCAGGAGAACACACAACUAGUACACAGGGUUCAUGAGCUCGAGGAGCAGCUGAAAGACCAGGAGACGCGAGCAGAACAAAAUCUGCAGGAGGAGCUAAGACGACACCGAGAGUCCUACAGCAAGAUGGAGAGAGACAAGAACACACAGAUAGAGCUGCUGACCAACCGAGUCAAGCAGCUGGAGGAGGACAACAGUGAGAUGAGUCUCAGCAUGUGUCGGCUCAAAUCACAGACAGAGAAACUGGAUGAGGAGAAGCAAAGGAUGACAGACAAGCUGGAGGACACCAGUUUGCGCCUGAAGGACGAGAUGGACCUCUACAGGAAAAUGAUGGACAAACUGAGACAGAACAGACAGCAGUUCCAGAAAGAAAAGGACGCCAUGCAGGAGCUGAUAGAGGACCUGCGUCGAGAGCUGGAGCACUUGCAGCUCUUCAAGCUGGAGGCAGAGAGGCCCGGCCGCAGUCGCAGCUCUUCCUCCGGGCUGGCAGACUUCAACAGCAGGACCAGGGAGGUGGAGCUAGAGCACGAGGUCAAGAGGCUCAAACAGCGAUUUGUGUCCCAGGACUUUCUUCCCCCUGAACUUCAGCACCUGGUGUUGUCUGGGGCUCGGCUCCGUCCUGGUCUGAUGGAGAACCAGAAGCUGAAGGAGCAGAACGAUGAUCUUAACGGUCAGAUCCUCAGCCUCAGUCUGUAUGAAGCCAAGACACUGUUUGCCACGCAGACCAAGGCCCAGUCUCUAGCUGCUGAGAUAGAAAAUGCCUCCAGAGACCAGUUAAUGGAAGCCCUGAAGGAGCAGGAGGAAAUCAACAUACGUCUGCGACAGUACAUGGACAAAAUCAUCCUGUCUAUCCUGGACCACAACCCCUCCAUCCUGGAGAUCAAGGGCAACUAGCAGUGACUCAACUGGAGUGAGAAUCGUUCCCAGUCUCGGGAGAAUGAGGAUCAUUCCAGUUGUUCGAUCAGAACCUGCAACCCGAGUCAGGAAUCUGUACAGGAAAGCGGAGAGAACCAGAGCCAGGCUUAGAAACUGGAACUUAGAAAUAGACGCACAUCGCCCCCUGCUGUUUGUGGCAGGAACAGAAAGGGAGUUUUCUCAACCAGGGAUUGCUCUCUGGCUGCAGGUCAUACUACUGUGACUCUUUGACUUGAUCAACCCUGCUCUGUUUUUAUUUGCUGUCUAUGCUGUGAACUGUAGUUACUGUCACAACUUUGAGAUCAUAUGACAAAACAGAUGUUUCCUCCCAGGAAUAUCCUGCGCUCAACAUGCUUUGAGGAUCGACGAAGUCGCUCCAUGUAGUACACUGGACAUUUGUACUUUGGCAUAAAAACUGGAAGGAUGUAACAAACGUGACGGGGGUUCUGCUGUAUCCUGGUGUAAUAUUAGCUGUAUUAUCCACAGAUAGACAGUUUGGUGUGAUGUCUUAGGAAAAUACGGUGAGACAGAUGAACAAUUCGGCAAGCAGACUGUAAACCCGACUCUUAGAGGCAUGAAGGCAGACCAGUCGAGUGUUGCCUGAUCUGUAAACUGCCCAUCUUUUCUCCUCUGUAGGUGUUCUCUGAAGAAUGCAUUUGAUGACAUAUUUGUACAGGCACGUUUAAAGAGAGGAUAGAGAAAAGUGUCAAAAGUGGUCGGAGAAAGAAAACAAUGAGAACCCCUAUAACUUCAAAGGAAGCAGGAGGUUUUGAAAAAAGUGGGGCGUCAGAUGAUGGACUGUGUAUGCAAGCAAAGGAGGGUUUUAGUGAAGUCGGUAAUGGUUAAUUGAAGGUGAAAUCGUUUAACUCCUGAGAACAUGUCUUCCAGUAACCUUGCAACAGCACUUGCAGUGUCAAUCAGUCCACUGAGAAGUGGCCCUUAGUUGGUUCAGGCGAGUGUCACUUUAUGGAGCAGAAGCUGCAACCAAGGAGUGUCUUUAAACUGUAACUUCCAUGGCUGCUAUUUGCUAGCAAUGCGUUGGCUUGAGAAGGUACAUUGUUGCUAGCAAUAGACCCAAUGAUGUUGCACAGAAAUGUAAGGAUAUGAAUGUACAGGGUGUAUGGGGGAUUCAUGUUGGAGUGACUGGUAGCCAUUGUAACAUGGUUUACUGAAUCAUCUCUUUAUGCUCAAUGAAAUCAACUCAGAUAUUGUACGUGAGUAUGCACUGGAGACUCACUUUUUGGUACAAAACAACUGGAUUAGCAAUCUCAUUGAAGCCUACAGAUUGUUUUUAAAGCCCUCUGAAACUCUCUAAUACUGUAAAUAUAAUGAAUGUACAACUGGAUAUUUCACUUUCUGUGAGGCCAAAAAGGCUUUUUGACUUUAAAUCUCAGUAAUUGGUUUUGACACGUGGUAACACACACGUACAGUAUUCAGUGCUGUAAUGAAGAGGGCAUUGUUUAGGGGAAAGAAAACAAUUACAAUCUGCUGUAUUAUGUAAUUCUUCUAAACUUGAGUUUUGCUUCCUUGCACAAAAAAAAACUUGUUUUCUUUUGCAUGGUUCACCUUUUCUUCUGUCUGUGCCUUUUGAGGACAUUUUUCAAGACGAUGUUGCUAUAGAUUUACAUAGUUUUUUGAAGGUACAUUCUAUGUCUACGUCUGACAUAUUUUCUCGACUUGUAAAUGUUGUAAUUAAAUAGUGAUAAUUUGUA